AUGAGCGCCCCUAUCGCUCUUCUAUCUGUCUACGACAAGACUGGUCUAUUGGAUCUUGCGCAGGGCCUUCAUGGCGCAGGUGUACGCCUCCUGGGCUCAGGAGGUACUGCGAAAAAGAUUAGAGACUCCGGAAUUCCGAUCGAAGAUGUCUCCGACAUAACAAAGGCGCCGGAGAUGCUCGGUGGUAGGGUGAAAACCCUGCACCCCGCAGUGCAUGGAGGCAUCCUCGCCCGCUCUAUUCCCUCGGACGAAGCGGACCUCCAAGCGCAGUCUAUCUCCCCUAUCUCAAUCGUGGUUUGCAACCUUUACCCAUUCUCAUCCACGAUCGCACAACCCGGCUGCACGAUUGCUCAGGCCGUUGAGGAAAUUGACAUCGGAGGCGUCACCCUCCUUCGUGCUGCCGCCAAGAACCACGCCCGGGUAUCCAUUCUCUCCGAUCCCGCAGACUAUGCCAACUUUUUGAAAGCCUGGAAGGAUGGACAAGGCGAUGUCGGGCAGUCGAAGCGAAGUAUGCUCGCGCUCAAAGCAUUCGAGAUGACCGCACGCUAUGACGAGGCCAUCAGCGACUACUUCAGGGAGCAGUACGCGUCUGCGGAGUUGAGCGCGGACCAGCUCGCGGGUCCAGUACAAAGGAUGGCACUGCGGUAUGGCGCAAACCCCCACCAAAAGCCUGCACAGGCAUUCGUGACAGAGGGUCAAAUACCGUUCAAGGCACUCUGCGGGUCUCCUGGGUACAUCAACCUGCUGGACGCACUCAACUCCUGGGCACUUGUGAAGGAGCUUCAGGCUGCGAUGAACCUGCCUGCUGCAGCUUCGUUCAAGCACGUAUCCCCUGCCGGCGCUGCCGUCGGCCUCGAGCUUGACGACGUCGAGAAGAAGGUGUAUGGUGUGGAUGACCUCAAGGAGUCACUGACACCUCUAGCAUCUGCGUACGCGCGCGCCCGAGGUGCUGACCGGAUGUCCUCCUUCGGAGACUUCAUCGCUCUCUCCGCCCCAUGUGAUCUGGCUACCGCCAAGAUAAUCUCUCGUGAGGUUUCAGAUGGUGUCAUCGCUCCUGGAUACUCGGAAGGGGCGCUUGAGGUCCUUAAGAAGAAGAAGGGCGGAAAAUACUGCGUGCUUCAGAUUGACCCCGAUUACACUCCUCCCGAGAUUGAGACGAGGCAAGUAUAUGGUAUUCAUAUGCAGCAAAGGCGGAACGACGCUGUCAUCGACGCAAACCUCUUCACCAACAUCGUCACACAAAACAAAGAGCUGCCUCAAGCCGCGUUAACCGAUCUUAUCGUCGCGACUUUGGCCCUCAAAUACACCCAGUCCAAUAGUGUCGCCUACGCGUACCAUGGCUCUAUCAUCGGCAUCGGCGCAGGCCAACAAUCGCGCAUCCACUGCACGCGCCUCGCUGGUAGCAAGGCCGACAACUGGUGGCUGCGUCACCACCCGCGCGUGCUGGCCCUGCCGUUCAAGAAGGGGACGAAGCGCGCGGACAAGGCGAACGCGAUCGACCUGUUCGUGAGCGGUGAGGUCCUUGAGGGCGGAGAGCGCGCGCAGUGGGAGUCGCUGUUCGAAAGCGUGCCCGGGCCGCUGAGCGAGUCGGAGAAGAAGGAACACCUGGCAAAGCUCGACGGCGUCGCGUGCUCGAGCGACGCGUUCUUCCCCUUCCCUGAUAACGUUCACCGGGCGAAGAAGAGCGGCGUAAAGUACCUGGCCGCGCCGUCUGGAAGCGUUAUGGACGCCGAGUGCAUCAAGGCCGCCGACGAACACGGUAUGGUGUUCGCGCACACCACGCUCCGGUUGUUCCACCACUAA
Messenger RNA from Punctularia strigosozonata HHB-11173 SS5, 1803 nucleotides. RefSeq names its product bifunctional purine biosynthesis protein ade10. Bases 1 to 1803 code for a protein of 600 amino acids. The transcript is spliced from 8 exons. The record is from RefSeq and is a predicted model, not a curated record. Lineage: Eukaryota; Fungi; Basidiomycota; Agaricomycetes; Corticiales; Punctulariaceae. Gene Ontology annotation, biological process: 'de novo' IMP biosynthetic process. Gene Ontology annotation, molecular function: phosphoribosylaminoimidazolecarboxamide formyltransferase activity; IMP cyclohydrolase activity. Gene Ontology annotation, cellular component: cytosol.